This is a messenger RNA of Oncorhynchus gorbuscha (pink salmon), 2679 nucleotides long. Its product is annotated as prepronociceptin-like. The record is from RefSeq and is a predicted model, not a curated record. Gene Ontology annotation, cellular component: axon terminus; dendrite; plasma membrane. Gene Ontology annotation, molecular function: opioid receptor binding. Gene Ontology annotation, biological process: chemical synaptic transmission; sensory perception; neuropeptide signaling pathway. Lineage: Eukaryota; Metazoa; Chordata; Actinopteri; Salmoniformes; Salmonidae. The transcript is spliced from 3 exons. Bases 139 to 894 code for a protein of 251 amino acids.
AAUACACUGAGAAAGAAGACAGGACACUAACUAGAGCUUCUGCACUGUAGACCAAAAUCACUUAAAGGACCUGCGCCCAAACUCCUCCAUAGUACUCAGGCUGUCCCUAUUGUCUCCAUAGAUAGAAUACUGAGGACCAUGAAGACCCCUCUCUGGUCUCUGCUGCUGCUGUGUCUGUGUGUCCCGGGACACUGUAGUGAAUGCCAUGGGGACUGCCUGGCCUGUGGUCGCAUCCUGCCGCAGGAGAUCAACUUCAACACACUGGUGUGUCUGGUGGAGUGUGAGGGUAACGUGUCCCCUGCCUUCACUUGGGACAUGUGCCGCAAGGCCUCAGCCUCCCCACAGUUACCCUCCCUGCCCAUAGCGGGCGCUGCCAUGCUGACCCGGGCCCAGAAGGAGGUGGAAGCCAUGCUGCCAGAGGAAGAAGAGGAACAGGGGGAAGGGGGGCUGAUGUACCCAGUAGCCCUGCAGAGGUUUGACCACGUGGUCCGUGCUCUGGGCAUAGACGAGUUGGGCAGUGAGAGCCGGCUAACCGCUGAUGUCUACAACUCCCAGCUGCCCCAGGAAAUGCAGGAAAGGGACGAGGAAGAGGGGGGCGAGGAAGAGGGGGAUAACGCGAUGGAGAGAGAGCAGGACGGAGCGGCGGGGAUAAGUCUGUCGAAGCGCUUCGGGGGGUUCCUGAAGGGAAGGCAUGGCUACAGGAAGUUGAUGGGCCCCGGGAGGCCCUUGCAGAAGCGCUACGGCGGGUUCAUAGGCGUCCGGAAAUCUGCCCGCAAGUGGAACAACCAGAAACGGUUCAGUGAGUUCCUGAAGCAAUACCUGGGCAUGAGCACCCGAGCUAGCAAGUCCUACAACAGCGUCUCCGCUGACAUCACCCAACAGAACAAGGUGUAGCAACGCACACGGCAACUGUAUCCCUGGCAAUGACGCACAUGUCGUAACCUAGCAACCCCCAAACCCGCCCUACAUAUUCAAGUCCAUCACCAAGGUGAUGAUUAAACUUCUGUUCUGAACACAACCCCUCAUGAAAAUCCACACUGGAGCAUUAUAGAUUCAGUCUUGUAUACUGCAUUUCCUCAUUGAUAACAAUAACAUAUUAUGAAUAAAAACGAAGAAAAUAGUAUUAAAAAGACCAUGUAUAUAGCUAAAUGGUUUAUCAGAGAAUCACAUUGGAUUAAUAUUAUAGACACACGAACACACUGUAUUUGUUUUGCUGUCUAUACUGCAUCUGUAAUGUAACUUUUCAAACCAUGUUUGCCUUCAUCAAUUAUGGCUAUUAUUAUUACAUAGGCUAAUUCAGUGUAAACUUCAUGAAUUUAAAUGACUUACUAGUGAAGUUUCCAUGGAUUUCCUGAAGCAGUACAGUACAUGAGAGGGAGCUUGUUUGGUGACCGGGCAAGGCACUCCCUUUGUUAGGUUACCCUCUAGUGGCUAACACAAAAAUGACUUUCAGAUUUCCAAUUGAAAAUGCGCUAAAAUAUGUUCAUGAUUAUCUUAUAUAAUAUAUAUUAUAACACAAUCUCAGUAUUAGGUUUGUGGAUGGCUUGUAACCUAUUCACAUCUUCAGAACUAUUCUCCAAACUUCAACAAUUUCAACCCUGGCUACUAUAAUUUGGAGCAAAACAUCACAAUUAACUGUUACUACUGCGUAAGACAUAUGAUAUAUCCAUGCUCAUGUACCAAUGAUCUGAUGGCAAAACUAAUGUUCUGACUUGAGAAUGAACCUUGGCAUGUGUUUUUUGAAGCGGACGCAGAUGUAGCCAAUCAGUUCACGUGUUAACCAGCGAUAGCAGACAUCUGCAUAGUGCAAGUUUUGACGGUGUUGGAGGUGGAACUGCGACGGAGCUGUCAAAUCUGUGAGCAACUGCUCUUGCCAUCAUUGUCACCAAGCCACACCCGCCCCACUAGUGUUAAAAGGUAAGAGAAAGUGUCGGCCAUGCUUCCCCAACUGGCGGCCCAACAAUUCAAGUAAAAUAAUUUAACAUAAAAGACAAAACAGCAGCAAAUCAGCUCCAAGUGAUUUAAAUUGAGGAAAUCUGUUCCAAACUACUCCCACACAUAGAUAUGUGAUCAUAUACAAAUGUAAGAAACGUUAUGUUUUAGUCAAACGUUACAUCUGUUUGGGCUUCUUGCAUUAUUUGUAAUUAUGUUCAGGCCCCCAGACCAUCUGCUCAAGAAAAAAAAAAGGAAAAAAAUCAGCCCGUGACUGAAUAUAGUUGAUGGUCCCUGGUGUAGGCUAUAAAGAAAUAGUUACUCUUACAUUCCAGUGUUCCAACUUGUAACCAAGGCUGCAUGGGAUUUCUCUUAAUGUACCUCCGUACAGCCAAUGACAAUAUCCGCUUUAGGAUGAAUGCCAGGAGCCGCUUGUGGAGUUGGCAUUUCUGACGCAGAUCCACCUCCAACACCACCAAAACAUUGAAGAGAGACCCUACUGUAUGUAUGAACAGUGGUCUGAGUUAUUACGCGAAACCAUUUUGUUGUGCAGUAUCAAACCUGUAAAUAGCAGAAAUUGUACAUAUCAAUAAAGAGUUUACUAUUUGUUUUGUGGCUUGUUAUGCAGCAAAUGAUUCAGUGUCUUGAGGUGUUUUGUUCCAGCGUUCUAGAAUGUUCACGAGACAAUGAUAUCUUGUAUGAAUCCCACAAUGCUCCAUUUAUUAAACAAAAAAUGUCCACACCAAA